UCAGGCACCAGGUAACUCCGGCUCCCACUGGAGACAAAAUACGACGAGCCUAAAAAAAAACCACAUCUCCAGGACUGUCUAAUUAUUUUUCUUGGACAAAUGAGACAAACGUUGAUUUUCUUUUUCCUGAAAUGGGGAUAAAUGGCUCAAAACUUAACCACAAGGUGAGAAAGGUGACGCCGCUGGAAAAUAAAGCUGCUUUUGUCUCGCCAGCUGAAAUCUCUGGAUAUAAUGGCUCAGACAGCUUGGCUUCUUAUGGAAGAAUGGAACAGAGUAACCUGAUAUGUGAGCGACAACUUCCUCCAUUAAGAGAAACUCUGUAUGGACGAGGCUUAAUAGUCCCCAGUCCCCUUUCUUUUGACAUCCCUCUGGACAAUGGAGCUACAACGAGUAUUAUAAAGAGACAUCCCCCUCGAAGACUUCAAAAACUUGAGCCUGUGUUACUGCCAACCUUAAUGUCUGCCGAGCGAAUCAUCAAGAAGCAAGAGCAAACUACUGGAAAGGAGAUGGAGAGAAGAACACAGGCAACCAAGAAUGCAGCAACAAGGAGACAGAAUCUGCAUAAAAUGCAAUGGCAAGAAAUCAAUCGUAAACGGGAAGAGCUUAAUCAUUCGCAGUCACAGGCUGAACUAAAGAGAAGCCUCCACAGAGAGGCAAAAAUCAAUAAACAGAAAAUGAGAGAAAACAAAACCAAGAUCUUCAGAGAAAACAGCCGGAGAUGUAAUGAAGAUGAAGAUUUCCCCGAUGUGGCACAUGACUUUAAUGGGAACCAUGGGAACGUAUGGCACUGGAACACAUCCAGCCCUAGGAGCACAAGACCUUUCCCAAUGCAGGCAAAAGGAAAACUAGAGAUGUGGUUUGAUGACUAUCAAAGUGGCAAAGAGACGUACAGUGACAGCUCGAGUACCGAUUCACUGGACAGCUGGAUCCAACAGGACAGGAGGUGUCACCGGCGACCUGCGUUGAUAAGAACCAAGGCGGAAAAAAUCCCAACAUUUGAUGAAUUCUUUGAUCGGGAAUUCUAAGUUUAACUACACCAGCUCAGUGCUUGCCUUAUAGGCAUGAAUACUUGCCUUAUCAGCUGUGGAUUAAACUCAC
Xenopus laevis (African clawed frog) is the source of this 1098-nucleotide messenger RNA. RefSeq lists its product as uncharacterized. The record is from RefSeq and is a predicted model, not a curated record. The transcript has 6 exons. The coding region runs from base 132 to 1025 and encodes 297 amino acids. NCBI's taxonomy places the organism in Eukaryota, Metazoa, Chordata, Amphibia, Anura, Pipidae.